AUGAAAAAGGCGGUUACUCCCGGAUGGCGAGGAAAAAUGAAAUAUGGCAGCCGCAAGGCCCACGUCCCUUUGAUAAACCUGCGUUUAAUUUUGGUGUCCGGCAAGACGAAGGAGUUCGUGUUCAGUCCCGUAGACUCGGCGGGUGAUAUUGCAAUACAUGUCUACGACAAUUGGCCCGAAGCGGACUGGGCAUCAGAGAUGGUAUCGCGCGCCGAAAUCUUGCGACUGAUCUACCAGGGCCGGUUCCUGCACAGCUCCGUAACACUAGGCGCUCUCGGCCUACCCAUGGGCCGCACCACGGUGAUGCAUCUCGUGCCGCGCGAACACCUGCCCGAGCCCAACUCACAUGAUCAAAGGCAAAAAAGUAAAGGUGGCUCAAGCAGUUGUUGUUCACCAUCUUGCUGCAUAUUGUAA
This is a messenger RNA of Arctia plantaginis, 414 nucleotides long. Lineage: Eukaryota; Metazoa; Arthropoda; Insecta; Lepidoptera; Erebidae. The record is from the annotation of a GenBank genome assembly.